Molecule: messenger RNA, 1735 nt
Organism: Macaca mulatta (Rhesus monkey)
Lineage: Eukaryota; Metazoa; Chordata; Mammalia; Primates; Cercopithecidae
Source: RefSeq, a predicted model, not a curated record
AUGUCCUUGAUGCUUGUUACAUUGAUAGCCAGCUGCAAGGAAUUUCUAGAUAUACAGUUAAGGAUAAAUGAAAAGAAAACACUGAAUGCUUUGAACAAAGAUCUAAAUUGGAUAACUACCAGAUUCCCAAUGGAAGGAAGAAUUAAAACAAAAGAAAUGAAAGUAAAUUGUCUUAUUCAGGCUCAACUAGGAUGCAUUCCCAUACAAGAUUUUGCUUUGACGCAAAAUACCGCAAAGAUUUUCAGACAUGGCUCCCGAAUUACAAGACGGUUAUCAGAUUUUGUAGCUGCUCAAGAAAAGAAGUUCACCGUAUUAUUGAAUAGUUUGAUUUUAGCUAAAUGUUUUAGGUGUGAACUUUGGGAAAACUCUCUGCAUGUAUCCAAACAACUGGAAAAAAUUGGUAUAACAUUGUCAAAUGCAAUCAUAAAUGCUGGUUUGACUUCCUUUAAAAAAAUAAAAGAGACAGAUGCAAGGGAACUUGAAUUAAUUUUAAAUAGACAUCCCGCUUUGGAACCCAGAUAAAAGAAACUGAUGUAUCUACCAAAAUAUGGACUUAAAGUGGAUCAGAUUACAAGAUAUAGUGAUACAAUGGCAGAAAUACUAGUAACUGUUAUUUUAAGAAACUUUGAACAGCUACAAACUAAAAGAACAGCAUCGGAUUCUCACUAUGUUACCUUAAUUAUAGGUGGCGAUAAUGAAGUAGUUUAUCUGCACAAGAUUAUGGAUUCUGUUUUGCUAAAAGUUGGAAAUUGGGCUAAAAAGAUUGCUGUGAAGAGAGCUCUUAAAUCUGAAGAUCUUAGCAUAAAUAUAAUAAGUUCUGAAUUUGUUGGGCUUGAUGUUCAGCAGAAAUUUACAGUCUUUUACUUAGAACCCAAGAGGUUUGGAAAUCAAAUGACUAUGCAAAGAACAUCUGAAACACAGAUUUCCCAUUCUAAACUUUCAGAUAGAUCUACAAUAGCAGGACCUAAUAAAGGAAUGACUGCCAGCAAAAAACCUGGGAACCGAGAAUGCAAUCAUCCUUGUAAAAGUAAACAUACAUGUGGACAUAACUGCUGUAAAAUUGGAAUUGCACAGAAGUCAGAAAUUAAAGAGUCAACAAUUUCUUCAUAUUUAUCUGAUUUAAGAAACAGGAACGCUGUUUCAUCUGUUCCUACAGUUAAACGUCUGAAGAUACAGAUGAGUAAAUCUCAAGGUGUGGACCUUAAAGAGUUUGGUUUUACUCCAAAACCUUCCCUUCCUAGUAUAUCGAGGUCAGAAUAUUUAAACAUAUCUGAAUUUCCUAUAAUGGAGCAGUGGGAUCAGCCUGAAAUCUAUGGAAAAGUUAGACAAGAACCAUCUGAAUAUCAAGACAAAGAAAUUUUGAAUGUGAACUUGGAAUUGGGAAAUGAAGUUCGGGAUUAUUUUGAUGAGGAAAACUUAGAAGUUACUAGCUUUUCAACUGAUACUGAGAAGACAAAAAUAUCAGUUUUGUUUCAUCACAUGAGAUGUCAGAUACUUCUUUAUCAAAUUCUGCUACGCCCAGGUUCAGUGCAUCCUCCAUGACAAAAUUACCUCAACAAGCCGGAAAUGCAGUUCUAGACCAUUUUCAAGAAAGAAAACUACAAAAUCUGUCACCAGAGAUUGAGAAGCUAUGCUUUACUUGCUCUGAAAAAAAAAAAAAAAAAAAAUUCUUCAAAUUAUAAAAAGGUGGAUUUUUUUAUUAGAAACAGUGAAUGUAAAAAGGAAGUUGAUUUCA